AUGUACGUCCUCGCAUUCCUUUCAGCCUUGCCAUUGUUGGCGCGCGGGCUGUCCUCGUUCAAUGAGAGGAACAACUCCGUUUCUCACGGCAUCGACAACGACAGUCAGGUUGAGCAUGGGCAUCACGGUAGUCACGGUGGGCACCAUGGAAAGAAGGGGAAGAAGGACAAGUACGGGGGCAAGACCCUCGCGCCGUCCAAUGUGACCGUUAUCACUGGCCUGUUCAGGCAGGAUGACCCGGAUCUCGACCCCGAGGGUUACGACAUGCUCAAGGACAGCUUUGGGCUGCUCGACAAGUCUCCUGACCGCUGGAAGAAGUUCACGAGACACAUCAAGAAGCUGAACGAGGAGGCCGACGACCAGACGACGUAUAAGGUUGUCUUCAUCGCGCGACAUGGCGAGGGGUACCACAACGUCGCCGAGAGCGUGUACGGCACGCCCGCGUGGAACUGCUACUGGAGCUUGCAGUACACUGAUGGCAACAUGACCUGGGGACCGGAUCCGCUCCUUACCCCGUUGGGCGAGUCACAGGCCAAGUCCGCUAACCAAGGCUGGAAGGAGCAGGUCAAAGAUGGCGUGCCCCUCCCGCAGACGUUCUACUCCUCUCCCAUGCGCCGGAGCGCCAGUACGCUGGAGAUAACCUGGCGCGACAUCGCCCUCGACAAGGGUGUGCGCCCCGUCAUAAAAGAGAUGUGGCGUGAGACGAUCGGCUUGCAUACCUGCGACGAGCGGAGUAACAAGAGCCUGAUCGCGAAGACAUAUCCCGGAUUCGACUUCGAGCCCUCGUUCACGGAGCACGACCCGCUCUGGGACCCAGAGUUUGAGGAGACGCAAACCCAGCUUGCUGUGCGUGCGCGCCUGGCGUUGAACGAAAUCUUCGCGACCGACCCCUCCACCUUCGUGUCCAUAACGGCGCACUCGGGCGUCAUCAACGCCUUCUUCCUCGCGAUCGGACACAGGAAGUUCCAGGUACAGACGGGUGGCUUUGUCCCCGUUGUCGCCGUGUCCCACCCCACAGCAACGUUCUCAUCCAUUACCCGCGGCCAGUCUGCGACAGCGCCUGCGUGCACGGAAGACCCUACUGCGAAGGUUAUGGCGCCCGCCAGUGUGACGGUGCCGCCGACAUGGAACGCGCAGGCCACGCCAACGUCGACGAGCCAUUAG
This is a messenger RNA of Trichosporon asahii var. asahii CBS 2479, 1164 nucleotides long. RefSeq names its product phosphoglycerate mutase family protein. The transcript has 7 exons. Gene Ontology annotation, cellular component: cytoplasm. Gene Ontology annotation, molecular function: phosphatase activity. The record is from RefSeq and is a predicted model, not a curated record. Lineage: Eukaryota; Fungi; Basidiomycota; Tremellomycetes; Trichosporonales; Trichosporonaceae. Bases 1 to 1164 code for a protein of 387 amino acids.